AUGUCCCGAGAGCGCUGCUGCUGCUGCCGCUGCGAGCGCUGGCCACCACCACCGCCGCUACGCUGCUGGGUACCACCCCGACCAGCUCCACCCCCUCCACCACCACUGCCUCCUCCGCUGCCGCCUCCACCGCCUCCACCUCCGCCGCCUCCACCUCCGCCGCUGCCUCCACCACCACCGCUGGCACCACCACCACCGUCUCCGCCGCUGCUGCCACCACCACCACCACCCCCGCCACUAGUCCCGCCGCCACCCCCACUCCCUCCGCCGCCACCGCCGCCACCGCCACCGCCCCCUCCAGCUCCACCCGCGCCCUUGCCCCCCUUGCCCUUGCUGGAGCGACGUCUCCCACUAGGGGCAGACGCCGCGCCGACCGACUCAAGACCAAGCAGGUCGGCAGCAGCAGCAGAGGCAAUAGAGGGCAGCAAGGGGGAAGGAGAGCACCCCUCAAAGAUGGGGAAAGGCGGCUCAGCGACCUGGCGGCUCGGGUGCUGGGCGGCUCGGCUGCUGGGCGGCUCGGGCGCAGGGCGGCUCGGCUCCCGGGCGGCUCGGCGGCUGGGCGGCUCGGGUGCAGGGCGGCUCGGCUCCCGGGCGGCUCGGCGGCAGGGCGGCUCGGGUCCCGGGCGGCUCGGCGUCGGGCGGCUCGGCUCACGGGCGAUUCGGCUGCUGGGGCGGCUCGGCCAGGAGAUGCAGGGGCGGGGCCGUCAGGUGCAGCGGCGGGUUGACCGGUGCAGUGGCGGGCCGGCAGGUGCAGCGGCGGGCCGGCAGGUGCAGCGGCGGGCCGGCACGUGCAGGCGGCGGGCCGUAGGGUGCAGUGGCGGGCCGUAG
This is a messenger RNA of Closterium sp. NIES-65, 828 nucleotides long. NCBI's taxonomy places the organism in Eukaryota, Viridiplantae, Streptophyta, Zygnematophyceae, Desmidiales, Closteriaceae. The record is from the annotation of a GenBank genome assembly.